Condylura cristata (star-nosed mole) is the source of this 2275-nucleotide messenger RNA. RefSeq lists its product as uncharacterized. NCBI's taxonomy places the organism in Eukaryota, Metazoa, Chordata, Mammalia, Eulipotyphla, Talpidae. The transcript is spliced from 9 exons. The record is from RefSeq and is a predicted model, not a curated record. Bases 1 to 1977 code for a protein of 658 amino acids.
AUGGGGGGACGCAACUCCCACCCACAGAACCUGGCCUGGGGUGCCCAGCUGUGUGGGGUGCCGGCACCCAGGGAGCAUGCCAGCUCUCUGCCGUGGGCACAGCACCUUGCACGCUGGUACCCCGGCAAUGUCCGUGCCCCAUACCGCACGGAGGGGGCUUUGCAGAGGCACCAGGCCGACCUGGAGCAGACUGGACUGACCGCGGCGGCACUGAGCCGUUUCCGGGUCUCGGAGUCUGCAGACUUGGAAACGUUUGGGGGCCUCUGUGGGGUCUCACGAACAGUCCCUGCCCACCGGCCGGCGGCUGGCGUCUUCAUCCUGUCGGGACGCGCGGCCAUCUGUGCCCCCUUCCCGGGACACUUCGUCCUGGGCAGCCGGUCCCCGGCCACGGGGCUCCGGCCCGCCGUGUCCGCGCUGGCCCUGGACGCGCCCGCGGCGGGGCCGCGGAGUCAGGGGCAGGCCACAGAGAGCCUCGGGCGCGGCGGCAGCCAGGCGGAGCCGGCCUUCGUGGACCGGUUUGGGUUCAGCGUGGCGACCUGCUGUGGAUACCUGGCCCAGGUCAAUGACUGGCAGGAGGACUGGGUGGCCUUCUACGCCCGGCAGCGCAUCCAGCCCCAGAUGGACAUGGUGGAGAAGGGGUCUGGGGACAGGGAGGCCCUGGAGCUCUGGGCCGCCCUGCAGCGGAAGAUCCCCGGCCUGUUCCGCGACCUGGACAUCGUCCCCGCCUUGCUCCACGGGGACCUGUGGUCCGGAAACGUGGCCGAGGACGCCUCCGGGCCCGUCAUCUUUGACCCUGCGUCCUUCUACGGCCACUCGGAGUACGAGCUGGCGAUAGCCGGCAUGUUCGGGGGCUUCAGCAGCUCCUUCUAUGCCGCCUACCACGCCCAGAUCCCCAAGGCCCCCGGCUUCGAGACGCGCCUGCGGCUGUACCAACUCUUCCACUACCUGAACCACUGGAACCACUUCGGGUCGGGGUACAGGGGCUCCGCCCUCAGCAUCAUGAGAGACCUCACCCAGACCGCAGGGCUCGGCUCAGCGGGCGUCUGCUCCCCCAGUCUGGGUGCAGUGCGUGCGCAGGAGGCGAAAGGGGCCCACCGGGUGUGGUCCCCAGGGGGCUCUUGUGUCCCCCACCUGACUUGGGGGGCCCAGAGCCCAGUGGGGGAUCGGGGUCUUGGGCUUGUCAGGAGGGGGAGGACGCAGCUGAACUCGAGGUCCAGGGUGAGUCAAGCCCAUAAGCCCCUGGACUCCGCUCCCCAACAUUCACGCUUGUGUGUGUCGGCCGGCCGGCCCUGGGGACACUGCCGUCUGCUGGGAGAGGGGGCCGGUCGGGAAAGGUGGGCUGAGGUCCCAUGGGUCGCUGCCCUUGCCGAGCCAGCCCCCCCAGGCAGGUGCAGGCCUCGCCGGGCGUCCCCGGCAGGGCAGGCCCGUGUCGCCACGCGGCCCAGCCCUCAUGGCGCCCGGAGGAGUGACCGCCGGAGAGCGGCCAGGCACCUGCAGAGGCCUGCGCCUGCCCAGCUGUCCCCAGUGGGACGGCACCUCCCCUCUAGGCCACCUCUCAGCGGGAGUGGGGAGAGGCGGGCUGGGCAGCCAGGGCAGUGCCUGGGUUCUGGCCCUGCAUCCGCCAAGGGCUGUGGGCGCUGCCCGUACAGUGCCCCCGGGCUGCCACGCGCACGUGCUCCCCGGACCCCUCCGGAGGUUCCCCAGGCAGACACCGGCCAGCAGCCUGCGGCCCAGCGUGGCCUGGCUGCGCCUGCGCACGGGCCGCUCACCCGGUGCCCCCGCAGGCCUGUUGCCCAGACCUGGCCGCGCUCGGGGGGCUGCCCCCCGCUGCCUGCAGCUGGCUCGAGGUGGGGCGGGCGCCCCAUCCAGCGCGGUGGGCAGCGCAGCCGGCUGUCAUCAGGAGGCCUGCUGGGGGGGGCGUUGCCCGGGGUCAGAGCCCCAGAGCAGCCUGUCUGUGACCAGCACUGGGUGCUCUGAGCAAACCAACCCAGCAGCCUGAGACACAUGGUCAGUGGCCUGCAGCUCCCAGGGCGUGCCCCGGGGCCUGGGCUGGCAUGAGGGCAGCCGGGGGCUGCAGGGACCGGCGGUGGACUGAGGGGCUACCUCGGCCUCGCCCCUUCCAAGCUGGGUUUGGUGAGGGGAGCAGGAGACCCAGGUGGGCUGCACUGGGCCCGGCAGGAGCUGCCCGAAAGCUCCUGCUCUGGGCUUGGUCCGGCCCCCAGGGCCAGGCAGAGGCAGGAGCUUGGCCCCGCCCAUCGUCCCGCCCCCAGGGGAC